Molecule: messenger RNA, 1776 nt
Organism: Phaeoacremonium minimum UCRPA7
Lineage: Eukaryota; Fungi; Ascomycota; Sordariomycetes; Togniniales; Togniniaceae
Product: putative phosphoenolpyruvate carboxykinase protein
Exons: 8
Coding region: 1-1776 (591 amino acids)
Biological process (GO): gluconeogenesis
Cellular component (GO): cytosol
Molecular function (GO): phosphoenolpyruvate carboxykinase (ATP) activity; ATP binding
Source: RefSeq, a predicted model, not a curated record
AUGAAGGACCCCGUUGCCAGAACCUCUUCUCCCUACAUCGAUCCUCUCGUCAAAGGUCCCAAAUCCCAAAUUCUCACCUCCGGAACCCAGGCAGACCUUCGCAAAAUGCUCGUCAAUACCGUUAACAAGACCGGCCUACACCCCGGCGGUGUUCAGCCCCAAAGUGAACAUACUGAGCUAGAGGAGCUCCUCCACGAGAAGGCCCACAUCGACUAUGACCGCGUCGCAAUUAUUCCCAACCCUUCCGUCGCCGCUCUCUACGAAGAUGCUCUGGUCUACGAACCAGGUUCUGCUAUUUCCUCAACCGGUGCCUUGACCGCAUACUCUGGUGCGAAGACUGGCCGAUCACCUCUAGACAAGCGAAUUGUCCAAGAGGAAGGCUCAGAAAAGGAUAUUUGGUGGGGACCCGUCAACAAGCCCAUGGCUCCUGAUGUCUGGAAGAUCAACCGCGAGCGAGCUGUCGACUACCUGAACACAAGAAGCCGAAUCUAUGUUAUUGAUGGAUUUGCUGGCUGGGACGAGAAGUACAGAAUCAGAGUGCGAGUUGUCUGCGCCCGCGCCUACCAUGCUCUCUUCAUGCGCAACAUGCUCAUCCGCCCCUCGCGGGAGGAGCUUGAGCACUUCCAGCCCGACUACACCAUCUACAAUGCCGGUACUUUCCCAGCUAACCGAUACACCGAAGGUAUGACUUCAGGGACCUCGGUCGCUAUCAACUUCGCCGAGAAGGAGAUGGUCAUUCUCGGUACUGAGUACGCCGGUGAGAUGAAGAAGGGUGUCUUCACCGUGCUUUUCUACGAGAUGCCCAUCAAGCACAACGUUCUGACCCUGCACUCGUCCGCGAACGAGGGCAAGAACGGCGAUGUUACCCUGUUCUUUGGUCUGUCUGGAACUGGCAAGACCACUCUGUCCGCUGACCCCAACCGAGCUCUGAUUGGUGAUGAUGAGCACUGCUGGAGUGAUCGUGGUGUCUUCAACAUCGAGGGUGGUUGCUACGCAAAGUGCAUUGGCCUCUCUGCCGAGAAGGAGCCCGAUAUUUUUGGCGCCAUCCGCUUCGGAUCUGUCCUAGAGAACGUUGUCUUCGACCCUGAGACUCGCACUGUCGACUACGACGAUGCUACCCUCACUGAGAACACUCGAUGCGCCUACCCCAUUGAGUACAUCUCCAACGCCAAGAUCCCUUGCUUGUCGGAGAGCCACCCCAGCAACAUCAUCCUUCUCACAUGCGAUGCCCGCGGUGUUCUGCCUCCCAUCUCCAAGCUGAACCGCGCCCAGACCAUGUUCCACUUCAUCUCCGGCUACACCUCCAAGAUGGCCGGUACUGAGGAUGGUGUCACCGAGCCCCAGGCCACCUUCUCCUCUUGCUUCGCCCAGCCCUUCCUUGCUCUCCACCCCAUGCGCUACGCCAAGAUGCUGGCUGACAAGAUCGACACCCACAAUGCUAACGCCUGGCUCCUCAACACCGGUUGGGUCGGUGCCGGUGCCGCCCAGGGUGGCAAGCGUUGCCCGCUCAAGUAUACUCGUGCUAUCCUCGACGCCAUCCACUCCGGUGAGCUCGCCAAGGUCGAGUACGAGAACUACGAGGUCUUCAACCUUGCCGUCCCCAAGACUUGCCCUGGCGUCCCCUCUGAGCUGCUCAACCCCAAGGCAGCCUGGACCGCCGGCCACGACAGCUUCAACACUGAGGUUGGCAAGCUCGGCAAGCUCUUCAUUGAGAACUUCAAGAAGUACGAGUCUGAGGCCACCGAGGACGUUGUCAAGGCUGGUCCCACUGUAUAG